CUGAGAACUACAACGAUGCAUCCGAUGUCCCGUUAGACCGCGUUGUUGCGCCUAGUCUUUCUUUUUUAUUUACUUUUUUUUUAUUUAAUGACUAUAGUUUAGUUACUUGGCGUUUGAACUGCUUACAGGGAAAACAUGAAUCGCCACCUCAGUGCUGCUUUUUGUUUGGCUGUUGCUUUUCUUCCUCUAAUGAGAGCUUCAUGUCCUUCACAGUGCAGCUGCUUUUUCCACAAACUAAGCGACGGAUCAAAAGCAAGGAGUGUGCUUUGCAAUGAUCCAGAAAUUACUGUUAUCCCUCCAAACUUCCCCAUCGAUACAUCAAAGCUUCGUAUUGAGAAGACAGCUAUUACACGCAUUGCCAGCAACAACUUCCACUACCUCAACAAUCUGGAGUUCCUCUGGAUGUCUUUUAAUUCACUGAAUGCACUCGAGGCCGACAGUUUCCGGGGUCUUUACAACCUGGAUGAGCUAAGGCUGGACGGAAACUCACUCACAUACUUUCCCUGGGAAUCUCUGACCGACAUGCAAAUCCUAAGGCUUCUCGACUUGCACAACAACAAGAUCUCCUCCAUCCCUACCUCAGCCACCAUGUAUAUAAAAAACAUCACAUAUCUGGAUUUAUCCAGCAACAGUCUUACCACCCUUCCUGCUGAGACUCUAACCAUGUGGCUGAGCGUAAAACCGUCUCAAGACUCAGAGUCCAAACUUAUUCUGGGUCUUCAUGACAACCCAUGGCUGUGUGACUGCCGACUAUAUGAUCUGGUUCAGUUUCAAAAGUCCCCCUCAUCGUCUGUGGCUCUCAUCGACACCAGGCUGAAGUGUGCUGAUCCGGAGAGCCUUUCAGGGGUCUUCUUCACCGAGGCGGAGCUGCAGAGGUGCCAGGGCCCUCGGGUCCAUACAGCUGUGGCUCGAGUUCGGAGUUCACUGGGAAACAAUGUCUUGCUGCGCUGUGGCACCGUCGGGGUUCCCAUUCCCGAGCUUUCUUGGAGCCGUGCUGAUGGCAAGAAAAUGAACGGCACAGUUCAGGAAGAGGUUUCAAAGGAAGGCAUCAUCUGGUCGAUUCUGAGUGUGCCUGCAGUCUCCUACAGGGAUUCUGGGAAAUAUGUAUGCAAAGCUACCAACUUUGUGGGCACUGCAGACGCCAUCAUCUCUUUAGUGAUCACAGAUUCCAUCCGAUCAGAUGAAGCAGUAGGAAGUGCUUCAAAGAGAAGCAGAGGGAAAAAGGCUGGUGGCAUCGGCAGAGCUGCAUACCAGGAAAAACUCAUCGCCAGAUAUGUUCCCCCACCUACCAGCACGGCUGCACAGCCCAUCAUUGAACCUCUUAAUGGUAAAGGUGUGACUGGGAAGUAUGAAAUUGAGAGCUACAGUGUCUCUGAUGACGCUUCACCCAGAAGAGGCACAGCGGCAGAGUCCCAGAAGCCAGGGGAGGGGGCCCAGGAUGCUUUGAGUAACUUAGCAGCCAAUGCCUCUUCCUUACAGCAAGCUCCUGAGAGGAGGGUGGUGCGUUCGGUGAAGGUGAUUGGAGACACUGACCACACAGUUUCCUUGAACUGGAGAGCCCCUACGGCCACAAACAUCACUGAAUUCAGUGUCUUGUAUGCUGUGUUCGGGGAGAGGGACAUGCGCCGCAUCAGUGUAGGUGCUGGAAAGAACCGAAUCACCAUUGAGGGCCUUGUGCCAAAGACAAAGUACAUUGCUUGUGUUUGCGUCAAAGGGUUAAUCCCGAAAAAGGAGCAAUGUGUAAUCUUCUCAACAGACGAGGCCGCCAGUGCCAGUGGCACUCAGAAGCUCAUUAAUGUAGUGGUGAUAACAGUGGCUUGCGUGAUCGCUGUCCCCCUGACCCUGAUUGUGUGCUGCGGGGCGCUAAAGAAACGUGUCCAAAAGCUGUUGGGGCGACAGACAAAAGAAAUGCAGGACUCCUAUGUCACAUUUGAGACUCUCGGGCCUGGGGGCAAAACCAAAGGUAUGGAGGGGGAGUAUCUGACCCGGCUCAAUCCUGAUGAAUCCAAUAGGUUGCUUUCAGCGAGAUCAAGCGUUGACUCAGAGGCCAUAGCCAGGACUGAGGGGCCACCUAAUGAGUACUUCUGCUAAAACCAAACAGAACCUCAAUUUCAAGAGAAUGCACUUUGUUUUGCCUGUGAUGUUGAAAGAUAAAGUGCUGAACUCCUCAAAGACUCACAAGACUGAAAUGAUCCUCCGUCAUUGGUUUUCAGAGAACUUUGAUAACUCCAUCAGCACAGCAUGUAUGAGAUUAUUUUACAACCUUGUGGGACUAAAAUCAGCCAUUCGUUUGGCUGAAAGUAAAAACGGAAGUAAAACACAGUGGCAUGUUUUUAUUAUUGGUGUAAGUGUGUGAAAAGAACAUUUUUUUAUUUGUCACGCACUUUUAAAGAUGAUGUUUUGCCUAGAAAAUUGUCUUGAUGCCCUAAACUCUGAUAAACCCAGUCAUUUUUUUUUCUUUUUCCAGGAUGUAACUUUUGCUUUGUGUUAAAAUCUUUAUUUAAUACGGAAAAUGUUUAGAAACCCAGCAGUCUGUUCAAACUGUUUUAUGUCAGUUUGAUGUUGAUGUGCCAGGUUUACUGUUGGCUCAGAAACCUAAAAUACAAUGCAUUUUAUAACAUGUAAAUAAUUUGUAAUCUAUGUCU
Molecule: messenger RNA, 2645 nt
Organism: Melanotaenia boesemani (Boeseman's rainbowfish)
Lineage: Eukaryota; Metazoa; Chordata; Actinopteri; Atheriniformes; Melanotaeniidae
Gene: lrit1b
Product: leucine-rich repeat, immunoglobulin-like and transmembrane domains 1b
Exons: 4
Coding region: 136-2091 (651 amino acids)
Cellular component (GO): endoplasmic reticulum membrane
Molecular function (GO): protein binding
Source: RefSeq, a predicted model, not a curated record